Macrosiphum euphorbiae (potato aphid) is the source of this 801-nucleotide messenger RNA. NCBI's taxonomy places the organism in Eukaryota, Metazoa, Arthropoda, Insecta, Hemiptera, Aphididae. The record is from the annotation of a GenBank genome assembly.
AUGACGUCGCCAUCAGGAGCUCCAAGCGCGCGCUGUUACGUGCCCAGAUCCGUGAUUGUGGCCGUCGUCGCCGCUCUGGCGUCGUGCACCGACGCCGCCACAGUGAUGACCAGAAUGAAAGACACCUCGAUGUUCAGAUCCAAAGGAGCCGUUGACGUGGACGGAAAUGCCGCCUCGUCGGCCAUCAAGGACAACGUCGCCGAAACGUACAACUUUAACGCUCAAAACUACACGAACGCCGCCAACAUCACCGACUCGGAAGACGACGACGGUACGUCCGGUGCAAUGGGUGACGAGGAAGCGCUGUCCGCCGUGUGGUACCUAGCCGCAUUUGGCGGUCUGGUGCUGUUCUUCUUCGUGGUCACGUGCUCCGAACUCUUCUUCGGCAAUCCCAUCUACCAGCGCCGCCCCGUCGAGCUGCCGCACGCCGGUUACCUGCGCCGUCACGUGUACGGAAUCCGGAACCACGGACAGCACCACAACUACAAGCCCGAGACGCCGCCCCCACCAUACCACCUGUUUGCGCCACCCAGUUACGAUGACACCGUCAAGGGCGGGUUCGGACAGGUGUUGCAGCAGCAGCAGCAGCAACCACAGCAGUACCACCACCGCGUUCCGGGCAAGAAGCUCGCCGACGUUUACGUGGUGCCCGUGCACGCGGCCACGACCGCCGCCACCGGCGCUACCACCUGCGCCGCCGGAGCCACCACCUGCGCCACGUGCACCACGAACGCCGUGGCCGUGGCUGUAGCGGACGCCAAACUGUUGGCCGCCGUGUUGCCGCAGACGAAAUUCAAAUAA